AUGCGCGUCCGCAUGAGGGGCCGCAAGGUGCACCGCCUCGACGCCCUGCGGGCGGUCCCGCCGAGGGCCCUCGAGAGCCAGGACCCGGCCGACGCGUGGGCGGCCGUCGGCGUCCUCGUGUCCAAGUCGCCCCGGCGGCAGGCUGCCAACGGCGGGAGCUUCUCCGUCUGGACGUUGAGCGACCUGUCCCGCAGGGAGAACGAAGUGUCCCUCUUCCUCUUCCAGGAGGCGCUGGGCUCGCACUGGACCGUGUGCGAGGGGACGCUGAUCGCCGUGGUUGGUGCCAAGGUGUUGCCGGACAAGGGCGGCGGCGGCGGGAACGCUCCUCAGAGGCUGGCGUUCUCGGUGGACUCUCCCUGGCAGGUGAACAGGAUAGGCAUGUCGAUGGACUAUGGCCUCUGCAAGGGCAAGCGGAAGGACGGCAAGCCGUGCACCAUGCCCGUCAACAAGACGGAGGGAGGCGGGUUCUGCGAGUUCCACGUCGUGGCGGCCUUCAACAGGGCGCAGCGCAAGGAACCCGUGGGGAACAAAACCAAGGGAAACACUCAACAACCGGCACUCAGCAUGUCCGCGAAGCUUGGCGCAUCAGGCCUCUCGAGCAAGUCGGCGGCGGCGGCGGUGUUCCUGCAGAUGCCUCAGAGGUGUCCCGUGCGCCAGGACGGGACCAGAUCGGCCGAGGGCGAGAAGAUGCUUGCCGACGCACAGGUGUUGAUGAAGCAGCGCGCCAUCAAGGAAAAGGCAGACCAGCGAGGCCUGCUCCUUCGGCCCCAAGACCCAAACUCCGCGAGCAGCAUCGGCAAGAAGAGCAGCGACAAGCCGUCGGGUCUCCGGGCCGGAAGCAACAAGCGCCAGGCGGCAAGACCUGGCGCGAACCCCCUUCUCGCAGCAGGCGGCAGGGGCGGCGACGGCGGGGACCCGCUCGCCAAGAAGGUCAAGACGAUGAGCGCCGUGGAGAAGGAGCUGCUGUUGAGACGGGUUUCCAAGUACGCGGGACUGGCGGAGGAGGAGCGUGCGAAGGACGCAGACCGAAGCGUGCAGCGGCUGGAGCAGCGAGAGGCCAUGGCGGACAAGGCGGAAGAAGUCACCAAGAUGGUCGUCACGGUCUUCGCCUGCACACAGUGCAAGACCAGACGCAGCCGGUUCAACAAGCGCUGCAGGGAUCUCGGGCACGACCAGAAGGGCGUCAAGGCCACGCUCCGUUUCUUCGAGUGCACCAACUGCCGGAAGCGCUGCUCGAGCACCGAGCGCGUGCCGCGGACCGGGUGCGAGAGCUGCGGCAGGCACGACAUGUGGAAGCGGUGCGGCGCCCGGCCUGGCCGAGGGCCCGCCGAAGGCCCGCGGGACAAGCGGUUUGUGGCCGCCUUGUCGGAGAGCGGUGGUGAGAGACUGGAGAGGAGAUAGGGAGAGGGACAGAGAGAGGGGCGGGGCCAAUAGAGAAAGGUCGGGUACAUACCGAAUUCAUGUGCACCUGACAACAACCAUUCAGAGUUUUUUUUUUUUUUUUUUUGGCGUGAUCGCCGGUUGUCCAGCAAGCGUUGUCAUAAGACUCGUGGAGAAAUGAGAGGCUCGGUCCUCUCACGUGUGGAUGACAGGUCUGUAAUGUAAAACAACAGUAGGAUCCAUGCGGACGCAUCCAACGUGUAGGAAGAACCGACUAGUUCCGACUACCAGCGUCGUCGCAGAAAAGCACGGCGGGAUUCACGGAUUUUCCACAUGUGCUACUUGCUGGCCAGACAGUCGGACCAAUACUACCGUGGCACCUCCUCGCCCACUCUCUUUCUCUGGACCCUCUCUCCUUGCCCCAACUAAGGGUGGGUGUGUUUUUGUUCUUGUUUAAGGUAUUUUUUAAUUUCAGUUUUGGGGACGCAGUAUAAACACGUUAACGAG
Ectocarpus siliculosus is the source of this 1887-nucleotide messenger RNA. Lineage: Eukaryota; Phaeophyceae; Ectocarpales; Ectocarpaceae. The record is from the annotation of a GenBank genome assembly.